This is a messenger RNA of Durusdinium trenchii, 842 nucleotides long. NCBI's taxonomy places the organism in Eukaryota, Dinophyceae, Suessiales, Symbiodiniaceae. The record is from the annotation of a GenBank genome assembly.
CUCAUGUUAUUUGCAUGGUACCUGGCACUUUGUGCGCCCUCCAUUUCGGCCCAAGCCCGUUAUCCUCCCGACCGCACUCCCUAUAGAUAUCCUACCAUGUCAGAUUCCUCGGCCGCCGGCCUUGCCAUCCGUGCGGCUGUGCGUGAUGCAGCACCUGCCCCGCUCCCCUGGAAUGCAUACCAGCAGUGCAUCCAACGGACGGGGGCUCUACUUCGAACUGUGCCUGGCUCUUGCUCCUCUUCAACUUGGCACUUUGACAUGGCCUUUCGCUUUGGUUCCGACUGGCACCGUGCUGUGCAGGAGCCCGACCUCGACUCCUUGGUUGCAACGGCUGCUGCAUUGGUCCGAGUGAGGACGCCCGCCCUCCCAACUGUCCCUUGUUCCGACACGAUCCAACAGCACUUGUCCUAUCCGAUCCAUUGGAACUCCUGGCAGCAGUUGCAUGCUCGCAUUUGGCAUCGAUGCCACGCACCUCCCCAGCCACUGCAGCACAUCGACUACGAGCGCCACAUGCACACCCGCUUCGGAGCAGAUUGGACUUCCUUGCUCUCUAACAUUCCUCAGCAAGAAGCCGCCCGUCUUCGUCGAGCUCUCCGUCGCUGCCUGGCAACUUGUGCUCCGCCACUGGCUCGCCCGCCAGUUCCGCCUAGCGGCCACCGAAGGCUAUCGUUUCGUGGCCUCUUUCGCCACAUCUGCUGUGCAGUCGCGGCCCUUCGUCCAAACGAAGUACUUCCUCUACGCCAACUGCAACAUCUCCGGCGCCUGUGCGCACGCAGCCAACCCAACCUUGCGGCAGCUUGCAAAUCUCCGGCAUGUGCCCAGAGGACAUCGUCUGUAGCGAG